This is a messenger RNA of Drosophila mojavensis, 2124 nucleotides long. RefSeq lists its product as uncharacterized. The transcript is spliced from 2 exons. The coding region runs from base 1 to 1710 and encodes 569 amino acids. The record is from RefSeq and is a predicted model, not a curated record. NCBI's taxonomy places the organism in Eukaryota, Metazoa, Arthropoda, Insecta, Diptera, Drosophilidae.
AUGCUAUGCCAUUACGGUUUUCCUCGUGGGCCCACUGCAGUGGGAGCGAGCGAGAGGCCUCAAGAAACGGGCAGGUCAACAAAUGAAAGACACUCACUUUGGCUCACCUGCACGACGUCGGCGGCGUCGGCCGCCUUCUACAAACAACAACAGCGACUGCGAAAUUGCGCCGCUGAGAUUGCAGAUUGUGUAAUAGGAAAAACAUUGGAAGCUGUUGUCCUAGUGGCGCCAAACUGUGGUAUAAAAGCGCGAGCCGCAUUCAAACUGCAGACACUUCCAUUGCAGCCGUGCAGCCAACGAGGUCUGCUGCCAAGUAACCCGAGGACUACUUCGAGUCUAAGCCUAAAUCCAAGCCAAAUGGCCAACAACAUUAAGAUGCCGCUAUUUGUGGCCGCUGCAAUUGUGUGGAUUGCCGUGCCGCCGACCACAGGGACAGCGUCGACGAAAGCUUCAUCAAUGCCAGCUGGAGCCCAGACAGCGCUUUACGGCAGUUAUGGCAGCACAGGCGGUGCCAGGCACUACGAUAAUCGUUGGCGGCCAAUGGGCGAGAAGGAGGCCGUGUCAUCCAUGUCGGCUAUGUUGCAGCGCUACGGCUUGCGGUACGAUGGGGCGGCGGGCGAGCGCCGUAGCUAUAGGAGCGAUUCGUCUAGUUUGGGCGGACACGGCGGGGGCGGUGGUGGCGGUGUGGGAGCUGUGCUUAAUGGGCUCACAAAUCUCUCGGGCCUGGGACACAUUAGCAACGGCUAUGCCUCAGUGGCGCCCACGCACACCGAAGCCUUGGCAGCCGCCUCGUCAAAACAAGAGAUACCAAUUUAUGAGGAGCAGCACGAGGAUGCGGCCGUUGCGGCGCUGGCGGCGUCAGCCAGCGAUUACGGCGAUGCGGAGGCGGGUCGCAGCGGCCAGCACUCGGCGAUUUACAAUUUUCCAGCUGCUGGUGCUGAGCAUGCGGCUGGCUAUCUGCCGGCCUUCAGUGGAGCCGAGCAUGGGGCGUGGACGCCCUCAUCGGUGGCGCACUACCAGCAGCAGGCGGCGCAGGAGGCGGGCGGCGGCCAUUACGCCUACGACAAAAUGUCGGUGGGGAAUUUUCUGAAUUCUGGCUACGACGCAUUCCAGCAGCACCAUGCCGAGGAGCAGCAGCACCAGCAGCAGCAGCAGCAGCACCAGCAACAGCUGUUGGAGCACGCAUCCUAUUUCACACCUCACGAGACCGAGAGCGAGCCAUCAGCCGGAUCGGACUCAGCGGGCAGCGGCCCGGCCGACUACGAGCAGCAAUCAGAGGACGAUGAGCACGCCGGCAAUUUCCUGGCCGACUCCAGUGCUCACGAAGACAGCCACGGCCAGCAGCAGCAGCACCACCAUCACGUGGAUAUCAUCAACUAUGUGCCGGUGAAGCAUGUCAAGACACAGCAUGUGCCCGUCGAGAAGCCUGUCAAAAUUCCGAUCUCCCAUGCCGUCAUCAUACCGAUCAAGAAGCCCGUGCCCAUCCACAUACCCAUCACCAAGCAGGUGCAGGUCGCCGUCGAGAAGGAGCUGAAGGUGCCGGUGGAGCGCCUGGUGCCCGUGCCCGUCGAGAAGCACGUGCCCGUGCCCGUGGAGAAGCGUGUGCCCUACACGGUCAUCAAGUAUCUGCCCAUCAAGGUGCCCAAGCCCUUCCCGGUGAAGGUGCCCGUGUUUAAGACAGUGCUGCACAAGGUCAAGAGCUGGUGGUAAUACCCAUUUCCCGUUACUCCCAUUACUCCCUUUCCUCUCCCUCACUCCUCUCUCACUCCGCACUCGACCAUUAUAAUUAUGUAAUAAUUACGUUACUCAUACGACCCGUGGCGCGAGGCAUUUUGCAAACGCUGUCAUGCCGUGGCAUUUGGAAUGUGUUCGUGCUGCGCUUAUCGCUGAGUUGAAAUUAAUUUUGUUAAGCCAAAAUCCUGUGUUGUAUACCAAUUUUGUGACUCAUUUAACAUUACAACCAUUUGCAUUCGUCUGAAUGCAGAAAUAAGUAAAAAUGAGCGAAAAAAAUGAGAAAAAAAAAAAAAAACAAAAAAUACGCAUUAACUCAUUUUCAUUCGAGGUUUUUUAAGCUGCAAUUUAAUGCUGCAUUUAUUAUGUAUACGUACAUUCAGGCAGUCGCAC